This is a messenger RNA of Salvelinus fontinalis (brook trout), 4775 nucleotides long. It is a transcript of the gene pik3r5, whose product is annotated as phosphoinositide-3-kinase, regulatory subunit 5. Gene Ontology annotation, molecular function: 1-phosphatidylinositol-3-kinase regulator activity. NCBI's taxonomy places the organism in Eukaryota, Metazoa, Chordata, Actinopteri, Salmoniformes, Salmonidae. Gene Ontology annotation, biological process: positive regulation of MAP kinase activity; G protein-coupled receptor signaling pathway. The transcript is spliced from 18 exons. The record is from RefSeq and is a predicted model, not a curated record. Gene Ontology annotation, cellular component: phosphatidylinositol 3-kinase complex, class IB. Bases 235 to 2877 code for a protein of 880 amino acids.
AUAUCUCCACUACUACUACUGCGGCUACUGUGACUGGUGGUAGUCUACAGCUGUUGUUUCUCUGGAGCCAUACACAGCACUAGUAAAGGAAGUGGCUCAUCUGCGCUCCCCCUCUUCUCUCUUGUGAAUGAAUGGCAGUGGGAUUGGAGUCAUUGGACCUGAGGGGCUUUCGCACAAACUAACGGCAAAAGGCUAUGGAUGUUACUGGACGAUAACAGCAGGUCGUGAGAAGACAUGCAGCACACGUCGUGUACCGAGGACCGGAUCCAGCAUGCUCUGGACCGAUGUCUGGAUGGGCUCAGACCCAGCCCCACGGCACCACAACCCUGGAACGUCCUGAUGUGCUCAGCGGGCCAGUCGAUGAACCGCUGGAGUCUGGAGGAAUUGGUGAAGAGAGACCCAGAGAACUUCCUCAUCCUCCUGCAGCAGAUCCUCAGGAAGACCCGAGAGGUCCAGGAUCAGUGUCAGUAUGAGCUUGUGGCUCCCCUCGCUAUCAUGUUCUCCUCCACUCUGUUACAGACCCCCUUCUGUCCCCCUGCCACGGAGCUGCUGGAGGAGGCCUGUGAGGUGUUUGGCUGUUUCCUGACUUGGCCAGAGCCUUACUGCAGCGUGUGUAAAGGACUGCUCUCCACCUUACACCAGGAACUCAAGGCCCCAGGCAUUUCCUAUCACAGACUGGUGAGAGAAGAGCAAGGCCUGGCCACCUCAAAACAUCGCUCAAAAACAAUGACGGUUCUGUUGAUGAACCCUAGUGAGGUGCCUCCUGAGUUCCUGUCUGUAGCAGACCAACUGAGUAGUAUCCAACGGUCCCAGAGAGAGACAUACAUCACCCUGGUCAAACAUGCCUAUCAGGCUACCCUGGGCACAAAGUACCCCCUGGCCAGCAUCCACAAAGCCCUGCAGGUCAAGAGUCUAGAGGAGCUGGCGGAGAUCUUCUCCAUGGUAACCGACGUCCUGGAGACGGCCGCCGCCAUGGACGACCCGGCGAAAGGCCGUGAUCAUGUGACCCAGGGCCUGGAGGAGCUGAGGGAGAAGAUGGGCGUCCCAGCGUCCAAUGGCAGGAAGUCUGACGGAAUGCUGCAAACUCUACCACUGCCCACAGCCAAGUGCUACAUGUUUCACUGGGACAAGGACAACUUUGACAUCCUCAACACCAUCCUGGAGAACGAGCAUGACCUAACCGGCUUCCAGACCUCCAGUGGUCAGGGUAACGGCGAGGAGGAGGAGGAAGGGGCAGAGUUCGACCUGGAAGAGGGAGAGGAAGGAGAGGAGGAGUUUGUCUCCGCCAUGUCUAUGUACAACUGCUGCAGCAUGGACCACCGAGCCUCUACCUUCUCCACCGUCUCCUCCCUCUCCACUGCCUCUAAAGACUCCAUGUACUCCACCUUGUCCUUGGCCUCCGGAUCCUACGCCCCCUCCGUUCUCUCAGUCACUUCCGGCAUCGACAGCGACUUCUACGAAGACCCCGAGGACGCCACCUCCAGCCCCUCCCCGUUGGAACGGAGCCCAUCAUCCGGGAAGUCAACCAAAGCUUCGGCCCGUCUGAGCCAGCACUUCUCCCGUUUCUUCAAGACAAAGACGCAGUCCCUGACCAGAGCCAAGAGCCUCGGCAGCCCAGAUGCUAAGGACUUGGUCGCGGUUCGUUCAAAGCGCUCCAACUCCCUCCCGCAGCAGGUGCACCUACGCAGCCCAGACUCCUUGUUCCAGACCCCCUGUACCUCCCAGGCCCUCAAGCACGUGUGCUUCCGCCGGAGGCCCAUCCUGAGCAGUGACGAGGAGGGUGACAGUAAUGCCACCACCCUGAGGGUGGUAGUGUUCGGGGCCGACCACGUGGCGGGCAAGGUGGCGAGGGCCUAUAGUAACCUACGCCAGAGAGAGAACGCUUGCCCGAGCCUCAGCAGAGCCUUCCGGCUGCAGUUCUUCUUUGUGCCCGUGAAGAGGGACGGUGUUGUGAGGUGCCCUAGCCCCGGAGGGCAGUCGGCUAGCCCACGGAGAGGAAGUACAGAGCUGAACAAUCUGGGCACAGAAGACAGCACUAACGACAUAGCCCGUUUUAUUGGUAUGCUGGACCCCUGGUACGAACGCAACACCUUGAGCCUGCUCAGUCUACCAGCCAACGUGGUGUGUCAGCAAACCUCUAAGAUAGAGUCCGAGUUGUAUGAUAGUUCCUAUGAGGAUCGUCUGCCCAUCCUGGCUGACCUGGUGCUGUACUACUGUCGCCAUGCCACCAGGCCUGCACUGAUGCAGCUCUACCAAGCUGAGAUGACGUUAGCUGGAGGCGAGAGGAGGACAGAGGUUUUCAUUCACUCCCUAGAGCUGGGCCACACCGCGGGGACACGAGCCAUCAAGGCUAUGGGUGCCGCAAGCAAGAGGUUUGGGAUCGAUGGCGACCGGGAGGCAGUCCCUCUGAUGUUAGAGGUGGUUUACAACAGGGUGGUUAUCAGUGGGAGAAGUCAAUGGAUGCAGAAAGACAAAGUUUGCACCUCCAUCAACCUGACCAAAGCCUGCAAGAAUCCAGAGGAACUAGAUUCAAAGAUGGAGUGCUUGCAGUUGACAAUGACAGAAGUACUGAAAAGGCAAAACUCAAACAAAUCUAAGAAGGGCUACAAUCAGCAACUGAGUAUUACUGAGGUGAAGGUGGACAAGGUGCAGGUCAGUGGGACUGGUAACACCACCUUCGCUGUGUGUCUGGACCAGGAUGAGAAGAAGAUCUUCCAGGGUGUCACCAGGUGUGAAGUAUCUGUAUGCUACAAGCCUGACAGCUCUACAGACUGGAGGUUAGGCCAGGGCCUGUCCGCCCAGAUCCAGCCUCUCCACCCCACCUUCUGCUCCCUCCUCUGCCUGCCCAUAGCCACCUUCAGUGGGGCACAGCCCUGACGGGGGAAUACCAGCCUUAAAAAUAUAUAUACUUGAAUGUAUUUCUGACACUUUUUAGACAGCUGGUAACAGAGGGGGAGACUAGUAAGUGGAGGUGAAAAGCCUAGAGUCUGUGGACCAGACUAAAAUGAAAGGAUGAGACUCUUUUUGGAGCCAAGGGACAUUAUGGCUGCUGGAUGGUUCAGUGAACCACCCUCCUGUGAUGACUAACAUUGCCUGAGACCUACAGACGUCCGUUGGGCUAACAGUCUUGUGACAUUCAGGAGACCCGGGUUCAAUACCCAGUUGCUAAAAUGGACACUAUGGAUGAUGUAAAUGAUGUACAUUUGUAUACUAUAUAUUUCUUCCCUCAAAAUAACGUCAUCAUUACACUGUAGCUACACUGGCAUUGGCGCAAGGUAUUUGGAAGCACUGAAGUCCUCUCUUCCUGCACUGCAAUGAGCAACGGUUUCCUGAAAUGGGACAUUUCUGAAAUAUCACAGUGACUUCUUCUUUAGACCAGCAGGGGAGUCUCUUGUGUUCACUUUCCCACACUAGAGUAACUUAUGUCAGGAUAAUGAGGUAGGAAAAUAAGCCUUUUCUCAGGACUCCACAGACUCAUCCAAUAGCAAUUAUGUUAAAUGUUGUUUUUACAUUUUGAAUGUAUAUAUUUGACGUUGUAUUAAAUAAUCCUAUUUUAACAUUCCAUUGUACAUAAUAUAAGAUGUAUCAUACUAAGUAGCACCCUGUCAUGUUUAUUUGACACUGUAUUUGACAUAAAAUAUAUAUUUUUGUUUAGCUGAUACUGAUGACCGCAGGGACGCAGAAAGAACAUAGAUAUUCCAGGGUAGAUUGACAUGGUGUCAUAGACCAGUCUAUGGUGCUACUGAAUAUACUCAUCCAGUCUUUUUGUUAAUCAGUUGUCUAAUUUAUUGUUGUCUACAGCUUUGCACAGAAAAUAUAUAGCACAAUAUCAAAAUAUCAAUCAUAUAGCAGAAUAGAAUGCACAGUAAAAUUGCUUAAAGGGUGAGGUUGGUAUUUUAGAAAUAUUUGUGUUAAACCCAGAGCCCUACCCAUGUUUAUCCUGACUGUGACCUAACCAGUUUUUCUAUGAGGUCAGGAAAACACCACAGAUUAAUACAUUACACAUGAGUCUACAAAACAGUAAGAACACAUUCCUUAUAUUGAGUUACACCCUCUUUCGCCCUCGCAACAGCCUCAGUUCGUCGUGGCAUGGACUCUACAAGGUGUCGAAAGCCCUUCCACAGGGACGCUGGCCCAUGUUGACUCCAAUGCUUCCCACAGUUGUCAAGUUGGCUGAAUGUCUUUUGGGUGGUGGACCAUUGUUGACACACACAGGAAACUGUUGUGUGAAAAACCCAGCAGCGGUUCAGUUCUGGAAACAUGCAAACCGGCACCUUCUAUCUUACCUUGUUCAAAGGCUCUUAAAUACUUUGUCUUACCCAUCGCCUGAAUGGCGCACACACACACAAAAAAAAUCCUUCUUUAACCUGACUCCUUAAGUGACAUCAAUAAGUGAUCAUAGCUUUCACCUGGAUUCAAAUCGAACUUUAUUUGUCACAUGCGCUGAAUACAACAAGUGUAAACCUUACCGUGAAAUGCUUACUUACAAGCCCUUAACCAACAGUGCCGUCUACAGUAUGUCAUUGAAAAAGCAGGUAUUCCUAAUGUUUUGUACAUUCAGUGUAUAUUGCUAUAUAGUUAACUUCAAUAAACAGAAAUGAAAGGUACUGUACAUGUAACAACAUAUCACAAAAUAGUGUUGUCUGGCACUUCUGUUCUCUCCAUAUGGUACCAAUUUUUAUGUUAGUCUUUAUUUUGUGUCUUAUCAAUGUUCUAUAAAUUGUUUGUAUAAUAUGAGAAAUCCUACAAGAAAUAAAUAAUGAAAAAAGAUAAAA